Arabidopsis arenosa is the source of this 2837-nucleotide messenger RNA. NCBI's taxonomy places the organism in Eukaryota, Viridiplantae, Streptophyta, Magnoliopsida, Brassicales, Brassicaceae. The record is from the annotation of a GenBank genome assembly.
AACAUUUCUCCGGAGCUCUGAGACUUCUUCUCUCCGGAUCCAAACAAUGAAUCGUCUCGUUUCUCUCUUCUCCAUCGCUCUGAUCGCUUUCCUCUGCCUUCAUCAUCGUGUUCUCGCUUCUUCUUCCGACUUCGAAGGUUUCGAUGCUGAAGACGACGAUGUUUUAGACGAUUCCACUGAGCUUCACCACUCUCUCCGUCCUCCUCUUCUUACUCAGUCUGAGUCAACGGUUCUGGAUCUGGACCCAUCUUCCGAUUCCGAUUCUACUACCCCGGCAUCUAAAUCUGAUCCUCCCACUCAGACCGUGAAGCCUUCUUCCAUCUCCUUCGAUUACUGGGAUGAAGAUGAGUUCGAAGGAUUACCGGAGGAUGAGAAAUCGACGGAGUCUCCGGUUAUUUCCGAUGAUGCCUCUCCUGCCGCCGAUCCACAGACGCCAGAUCUUGAGUCUGCUUCAGAGACUGUAGAUACUGACAUUCCGAAGAAGAUGCAAUCGUACACGGUGGAGAUCGUUUGCGUCUCUAUAUUGAUUGGUUACGCAAUCAAUUACUUCACUGGUAAACGUGAGAAUGAAAACCUCGCUUUGGCUUGGGCUUCCAAAUUUGGUCUUAAAGAUACCAUUUUUGAGAAAAACUUCAGUUUUCUUGGAGUUGGUGAAGGAGAAGACUCUCCUUUGUUGCUCAAAGAAGCGACGAAUGUGUUUAAGUUCUAUGCGAGUGGGCGUAGGUAUUGCCAUGGGCUUUUGGCGACCUUGGAGCUUAAGAGCAGACACGAUCUGAUCUCAAGGCUAUUCAACUCUGUUGUGCCUUGUAAAGAUGAGAUCAGUUUUGAGGUUUACAUGAACGAUGAAGCCAUGGAUCACAUUGUGUUUGCGAUGGCGAGGAAGAAGGCGGCUAAAACGAUGCACAAGGAGCUGAGGGAUCUGCAGAGAUUUGGAGGGAUGGUGCCCAGUCCUGGCGGGAGGAAGUGGGUAACGGAGGAGUUAGCUGUGGUCUCUGAGUCUAAGGAGGUAGCUGGAGAUAUGAUCACCGAUGUUGUACUUGAUCAGGUUUUUGGUGACAAGUCUUUUGAAAAGUUUGGGAAGUAUUUCAUCUCAAUGCAUUUUUCGGAUCAACAUCCUGGCAAACACAGGAAGAUGCUGCUUUUCAAGUUUGCCCUACCUGAUGCUAAACACAUGGAUGAUAUGGUUCGGUUGAUAGCGCUAAUUCCAUAUUACAUUGACUUAAUUGGGCGCUACAAGCUCAGCUCCCAGGCAAGGAACAAAACUGACGGUGCUAGGCAAAAGGCAGCUCAGGAAGCGUACAAGGAACUUGAGAAUGUAAGACAAGAGGCAUUGCAGAGAAAGAAAGCUGAAAAGAAGAAAAUAUUGGAGGAGGCACAGGCAAAGCUUAGCGCCGAGGCUCUAAGGAAGAAAGAAGCAAAAGAACGUGCACGCCAGAUGAAAAAGUCAAUGCCGAAAGUUAAGAUGAGUCGAGCUGCAACCACAAAGCUGGCGAGAGCUCUGCAACAAAGACGCACCUUCGUAAACGCCAGAGUCAAAUGGGUCAGUGACUACUACCUCGACGAAGCUGUUCAACGAGAGAAAAACCUCAAGCAAGUUAUCUCUCUCAAGGAUCGAAUCGUAUCGUCUCCGUCGAAAUCUCUCCCUCUCUCUUCCCUUUCACUCCUCAAGCCUCUCGUCAAUCUCCACAUAACCGCCGCCGCGUUUUUCCAGAAAUACCCUUCUGUCUUCACCACUUUUCAGCCCUCUCGUUCUCAUCCUCUCCACGUUCGUCUCACUCCACAAGCUCUCACACUCCACAAAGAAGAAGAGACGAUCCACCUCUCGCCGCCUCUCCGCAAUGUCACCGUUCAACGGUUGACCAAAUUCUUGAUGCUAACGGGAGCUGGAAGUCUUCCUCUCAAUGUCGUCGAUCGUUUCAGGUUCGAUUUGGGUCUCCCUCACGAUUACAUUACUUCGCUGAUUGGUGAUUUCCCGGAUUACUUUGAAGUAAUUGAGAUCAAAGAUCGUUUAACGGGUGAAAAGACGCUUGCUUUGGCGAUUUCCUCGCCGCGGAACAACCUCCCUGUGUCGGAAAUGGAGAGAAGAGAAGCCACCAUUGAUGGGUUUCGUGUGAAAAAAGGGUUGCGCAUAAGGUAUUCGAUGAAUUUCCCCAAAGGGUAUGAGUUGGAUAAAAGGGUGAAGAAUUGGGUGGAGCAAUGGCAAAAUCUCCCAUACAUUUCGCCUUACGAAAAUGCCUUUCACUUGGGGUCGAACAGUGAUCAGGCUGAGAAGUGGGCGGUCGCAGUACUUCAUGAGCUUUUGUGCCUCUUAGUAUCGAAGAAGACUGAGACAGAUAAUGUGCUUUGCUUAGGGGAGUAUUUAGGGUUCGGGAUGAGGUUCAAGAAGGCUUUGGUGCACCACCCGGGUAUAUUUUACAUGUCGCACAAGAUUCGGACCCAGACUGUUGUUCUAAGGGAAGCUUACCACAAAGUUUUCUUGCUGGAGAAGCAUCCAUUGAUGGGGAUGAGGCAUCAGUACAUUUAUCUUAUGAGCAAAUCAGGGAGAGGAUUGAAACGAGACUCUGUUCAUGGAAUUGAGAGAAGCAACCCAAAAAGAGGGUUUUUAAAGCUUGUGAAAAUGAUAAAAGUAAAUGCACAUAACAGCAGCAGCCAGUGAUCAGAGAGGAUAGUCUUAGUGUAGAAUGCAUGAGUUGCUAUGACUGGGUCGAGUAAGGACAGCUGAAUCGAUAAUGGAAUUGAUUGCUGAUAUGGUAACAUUGUGCAAGAUUUCGUGUUUGAGUCCUUGAUUAGGUUCUUGCAGACUCAGUGGGCAAUUGGAGUAAACAGAACUUAAGAUG